Molecule: messenger RNA, 2573 nt
Organism: Hordeum vulgare subsp. vulgare (domesticated barley)
Lineage: Eukaryota; Viridiplantae; Streptophyta; Magnoliopsida; Poales; Poaceae
Product: probable F-box protein At4g22165
Exons: 1
Coding region: 552-1973 (473 amino acids)
Molecular function (GO): protein binding
Source: RefSeq, a predicted model, not a curated record
GGCUGAGCCGAACCCCAUCUAUGGAGAUCCCCUUCCCCAGUUCCUGCGUAGUGAGGGUAGGAGGGGAGAAGAGCCACCCCGGCGACACCAACCGGACCACCGCGGUCAGCCAAUCGAGCGGCGGUGUGGUGACUCCGGGUGGCCACGGGCGCGCGGGGCGCAAGCGCGUUCACUCCGGCGACCUCGGCCCACAAGGUGCCGGCUAGGCGGCUACCGUUCUCUUCCUCGACCCGGGUCGGACCCAGCAGCCCGGCGCAGUACCGUCCCCUCUUCGGCAUCCGGUCAGUGCUCUGUUCUUGGGCCCUCGCUGGGAAUCAGAGUUCGUGGAAGCACAGCAGAGCUCGGAAUUCCUUCACCAAUCAACAAUUAUUUCAGUGCUCCUGUUCCAGUCUGGAUUCGGAUUUGCUUCACAUACUCUACUCGGAGUUGGGGUGUGGCCUCGGCUGGCGAUCUAUAAGUAUAGCCAGGACCAGGACCAGCCUGUUCUUUCAUCAAGACUGCGACUUUCCAACAGAGGCUUGUCUUCCAACAGAGAGGCUCUGCUCUAGGCCAUGGAGACCUGCAGCAUAGCCAGGAUAUUCAGAUUGCAAUUGCAAGACCUAGCUAUGUACCCGCACAAGUUGUCCUCUCUAGUCUUCAGAUUUUUGCCCAGGCUGCUGCUAGGCUUCCCUCCCAGCUCACUCAGCAAAUUCUCCAGAGAUGAACAUGUCCAUCCGUCACUGACCAAGACCAAGAUGCUGUCCACAUUGCCGGAGCUGCCGCAGGACAUCUUGAUGGUUAUCUUUGCCGCUCUCGAGAUCCCUGACCUCAUGCGUGCUGGCUCCGUGUGUUCAUCCUGGCACUCCGCAUACGCCGAGCUACGCACCCUUGGGCAGUACAAGCAGCGCCAGACGCCUUGCCUGGUUUACGCCUCUGAAUCUGAUCCUGAUGAUGUUUUGUGCCUCUACAGCCUUGCCGAGAAGAGGUCCUACAAGUUAACUCUGCCGCAGCCACCUAUCCGCAGCAGGUAUUUGAUUGGGUCCUCACAUGGCUGGCUUGUUACCGUCGACGAGAGGUCUGAGAUGCACCUUCUGAAUCCAAUCACCUGUGAACAGAUUGCUCUCCCUUCAGUGACCACCAUUGAGCAUGUGAAGCCCAUAUUUGAUGAGUAUGGUGAUGUCUGCAAGUAUGAGAUGUCAUGGCACUCUGGAAUGCGAAGCAGUCGUGAUCCACCAUCCAUCUUUGCUCUUGCCGAGCUGAGGGAUAGACUCCAGUGGAAGGCGUUUGUAUUUCCUGAUACAUCCACAGGAAGCUACAUUGUGGUGCUCAUCCACAAUCCACAAGCUCAGCUCUCAUUUGCAAAGGCAGGGGAUGAUAAGUGGACCUGGCUACCACCUCAUUUGCUUUUCGAGGACUGCACUUACAAGGAUGGCAUAUUGUAUGCAGUCAAUACAAUGGGAGAAUUUCACGCAUUUGAUCUCAGUGGCUGUGUGGUUACAAUGAAAACGAUUAUGAGGAUACCUGAGCAUUAUGAUUGUAAUGGCAGGUACAUUGUUCAAGCUCCAUGGGGCAGUCUGCUACAAGUGUUUCGAAUAGUGCAUGACCAUGAUUUAGAACCCGAGCCUGGUGCAUGUGAGUACUGGAACACUACGGGAAUUAAAAUAUGUGAGAUUGAUGCUCUUUGGAAUAAAAUUAAGGUGAUCAAUUGCCUGCGUGACCAUGUGUUAUUUCUUGGUCAUAAUCUAUCGCAAUGCCUUAGUGCUGAUGAAUUUCCUGCUCUCAAGGCAAAUCAUUCCUAUUUUACCGAUGAUAAUUUUCUGUGGACAGUGGGACAUAAGAAUAAUCAUCGUGAUAUGGGAAUUCUGAACUUGGAUGAUAACAGCAUGGAGGAGCUUGUGUCUCCUCAGCUUUGGUCCAAGUGUCCAGCUCCUAUGUGGAUUACUCCUGCUCUUAGAAAGAUCAACGCGAUGGGCUCAAUGAGCCAACAACUAUGAAGUGAACUGCUACUACAACUACUACUUGAGAGAGGUCCUGUCUGUGCUGCAAAAAUGGCCUGCCGUGGAAAAAAUGGAUGUGCCAGCGCAGAUCGAGGCCUGGAGGAACCUUAACAGCACAGCCAAACCUGCCGCAGCGAACAGCUACAGAAAUAUGCCCACUGCAAUGCUUGAUCAUCUAUACAAAAGGAAACUAAAGUCAGUUCAAAUUCGAACAGCUACUGAACUAUGCCUGUUGCAGUGUGUUGGUGUAAAACCAAGCUUGUUUAGUUUCUCACAUUGGAAGUGCGAACAAUGCCAUUUGGGUGAAGCUCCUCCUCGAAAAUACAAAGGUGACACACUGUCGUCGUUGCGAACAGGAUCCAGCUAUUCUGCAGUACCUCUUAUAUCCCUUCACAAUCUCAGCAGGGACAGUUUCCCCGUCGACAAUCUGAGCAUAGGUAAGAUAUAUACAAGAUUAAAAACCUGGACCGCAUUAGCAAAUAAAGCAAAGUGAUGCAGUAGUAAAUGAUGCAGCUUGUGUCCAACCGAACCAAUUCUGACUAUCAUUUGUGCAUAUAUGGGAUGGAAUGAUAAAACAAUGCAGAUAUUUUUAUUUCA